This is a messenger RNA of Babesia bovis T2Bo, 1640 nucleotides long. RefSeq lists its product as uncharacterized. Lineage: Eukaryota; Apicomplexa; Aconoidasida; Piroplasmida; Babesiidae. The record is from RefSeq and is a predicted model, not a curated record. The transcript has a single exon. The coding region runs from base 7 to 1563 and encodes 518 amino acids.
UGAAGGAUGGAUUCAAAUCAACAAUCAAUGAAUGGUCAUCAUCUCAAACUGCCUUACCUAAGUAGUAAAAAACAUUCGAUGUCUAGAGCAGCAAAAGGCCGUCCUUUCAAGGCACAUAUGAUGGGCGAGAAUAAUUAUGGCGAAUGGGAAGGAGAACUAGUGGAAUGCAGAGUGGAUCUACCAUGUGUUAAAAAUUCCCCCAGUAAUUGUGACAUUGGAAGACAUCAUGAAGCAUAUAGAAAUCCGCAUAGUGCAGGCAAUAACUCAACAAAAAUGGAACAUAUGACAAGCAUGCAUAAGGGCACUAGCAAUGUAGAUACAUACCUCCCAUCAUCAAAUGGAUUACACAGUUACCAAAUUGAUCCAUUAUUCAACUCGCAGGAUGCAAUCAACGGUUUUGUAACAAGGAGGAAUCAGAGACAAUUGCAACAGUCAAUGAAGAUAAAAACAAGCACAUCUUUCCAUAAGGAAAAAGAGAUGAUUGUUGAGGUCUCAACCGAUAAGGGCAUUGCAUCUGCUUUUACAAAAUUUCUAGACAACUAUAAACCGUACGGAAAAGACGGGUUAAAGAGACGAAACGUUGUAUCCAAAAAGCCAUCUUCACCCGCUGAAUCUUUUUGGAAUUCUAAGGACAUCAAAAUGUGUAGUCCGUUUAAGGCGUGCAGGGGUUUAACACCGGAAAAGUAUGAAUCAGUCGGACCCACGUAUGCAACAACGAAACAAGAUACAGUGAACAUGCCCAUAGCAACCCAUUUCCCUAUACACGGUUUGUUCAUCGUUGAUGCUGACCCCGAUGUGGACCAAGAUAUUCUCUGCUAUGAACACUUAUUUAAGGCUGAAUUAGAUUUAUUCAUCGAGAGGGGUGAAUGUGUUGAUAUAGGAGAUAUGGAUGAAUGGCUUCAUCAAGCGGGAUUGACUAUUCCUCAGAUUCUUCUACAUCGGACAUCAUAUCGGCGACUUGUAAGACUGAAUUCUAAAUAUUUCGGCAAGCGCAUAUACCCAUAUAAUGGUGAGCUGGAUACCUUAAAUGUUGAUGGAUUUCAUCCCUUCGAUGUCAAUAACAAUACGCUAGAACCUUUCAAUGACACUCCGUCGGUUAAUGUUGAUGCUGCGAAGGUAAAUAAAAGGAGGCCCUGUAUUACAGUUACAACUGGUCAGACGCACAUUGCCAAUUGGACAACACAGUCAGAUAUAUAUGGACAAUCAAAACCCUCAGUACAGCAUUUCUUUGAAGAAAAAAAACGAAAAACGAAUAAACCACCAUCUUCGCCAUUUAUAUUGUCGAAUGUUUGGUCUCUAUUUGGUGUACAUACGAACGGUCAUAGUACUCCUAAAUCAAUUGGUUGGACUGUGAGUGACACUGAAAUGCACACGGCUUCAUCUGAUAAUAGCGGACGUCUAUGUUUAAUGGAAAGACAGGAGGGGUCAAUGUAUAACACAUCUCAGGUGGAUGAGUCUAACGAGUAUACUGUCGUAUCAGUUCAUCAACGUAACUUCAUUCUAAAGAUUCUAUUGCGUUUUCCCUUUUUGGACCUCAAAAAAUUAGGCCUAACAACUCUCUAAUAUAAUUUUGUUUAAUAUCAUUUAGGUUUUAUUCAAUCCACGAACGGAAUGUCUAGCUUUAUUCACAUUCAAUGUUG